Cyclocybe aegerita is the source of this 822-nucleotide messenger RNA. The record is from the annotation of a GenBank genome assembly. NCBI's taxonomy places the organism in Eukaryota, Fungi, Basidiomycota, Agaricomycetes, Agaricales, Hemipholiotaceae.
AUGUCCAAUCCCAGCUCCAACCGUAAAGUGUUCCAAGGGGAGGCUACUCGGUUAUGUAGUUAUUGCUUUCGCAGGGAGACGGUACACGAGCGGCUGCAGAAAUGUGCGAAGUGCUUGUCCGUCGGCUACUGUGGUCGAGAGUGUCAGAAGAAGGACUGGGCUCAUCACAAGAGCCUCUGUUUUCCCCCUGAACCACAGCGCAUCUACAUUCGAAGGAUGAUGGUUGAGAUACCAAAGGAGAAGAUACUGCUACGUUACCUUAUGAUUGCGAUUUCUAUUGAGCUUUUCAAAAACUCUCCGACGUUCCCAGAUCCGAGGUCACCUUGCAUCGUCUCCGUCGAGGUUAUCCUCCAUCCACUCAGCCACAAGCACUACAACUCUCUCAUUUACCCUGAAAUAUUGUUCGACUCUGUCACCAGCAUCUCCAUGCCGGGAACUGUCAGGUUCAUGUCCAUCGAACUCGAGAACGUGGCCGACCACGAAAAGUUACGACGCUCCUGGGAAGACAACCGCCAAUCGAUGGACCGUAACCCUCGUCAUCUAGACUCCCUUUCCGCCCUCAUUCGAAUGAAUUAUACGGCUCAUAGCAACAUGUUGGCCUAUAUCAAUAUGCCGCUCACCCCAUCGGACUUCAACUCAGCGAGAGAGGUGGUGUUGAGGGGAGAGCCUUCGGGCACGGUUUGGGGGCUUACUUCGGGGAAUCCCAUGCUAGACCGUAUGAACCUGGAGCUCAGUAAAAUGAAGAUGAAGAGUCAUCCGUUGGCGGUCGACGAUAAGAGGCUCCUCCGAGAUUUCGGAGGCCUCUGCUGUGGCAAUAAAUAG